Molecule: messenger RNA, 1967 nt
Organism: Ochlerotatus camptorhynchus
Lineage: Eukaryota; Metazoa; Arthropoda; Insecta; Diptera; Culicidae
Product: fatty-acid amide hydrolase 2-A
Exons: 3
Coding region: 164-1825 (553 amino acids)
Cellular component (GO): endomembrane system
Source: RefSeq, a predicted model, not a curated record
AAGCUGGAGAGUGCAUGGACGGGCAAGCAAAGCAGUAUCAUUACCGCGUGCAAACCAAUCGGACGGACCUAGCAGUUCGCUCUCGCCUUCGAAGUGUAGUCGUGCGGCGGCUCGUGGACUUUACUAUUUACAUUGUGCUAAUUAUAGAUUGGAAGUGUCAAAAAUGCUUUCGUAUGCAUAUGCAGCCAUCCAGCUGCUGUUGCAGAUCUUCUCCAAAGGAUGUCGAAUGGUGAAGCGAGAAUUCCACAGAAGAAUGAGCUGGGCCAUACGAAGGCUGCUUCGCGGGGCGAUGUACCUGUUCAGUUGGUUCGUGGUACCGUACUCGUAUUUGGUUAGUGCACGGAUAAGUUCCAAGCGAUUACCACCGGUCGAGAACCCAUUGCUGCAGAUACCGGCUGUCACGCUAGCGGCGAAGAUCCGAACGGGACAGAUCAAAAGCGAAGACGUUGUCAGUGCCUACAUCGAACGCUGCCGGCAGGUCAAUCCGAUCCUGAAUGCCAUCGUUGAGGACCGCUUUGAGCACGCACUGGAGGAUGCUAGGCGAAUUGAUGAAGAAGUGGCUAAAGGUUUGAGAACUGAAGAGCAAAUGAUGAAGGAGACUCCUAUCCUAGGAGUACCGAUCACCAUCAAGGAGAGCUUGGCUGUUAAAGGCAUGAGCAAUACGGGGGGUAGGAAACUGAAGAAGAAACACAUCGCUCAACAUGAUUCCCCUGUGGUGGAGCAAAUCAAGAAGAGCGGUGGAGUCAUUUUGCUUGUAAGUAACACUCCCGAGCUGUGUCUAUGCUGGGAAACGUACAACAAAUGCACGGGACUAACCAAGAACCCUUACAACCCCAAACGAACUGUGGGUGGAUCCUCGGGUGGAGAAGCAGCCUUAAUCAGCUCUGCUGCAUCCCUCAUAGGCGUAACGACAGACAUCGCUGGCUCGUCCCGGCUUCCUGCCGCCUUCGUCGGAGUGUUUGGUCACAAACCGUCCCCAUUCAGUGUGUCGCCAUAUGGUCACAAUCCCUCCUGCGAAGACGAAUCAUGGGGAAAUUUCUUCACACCUGGUGCAAUGUGCCGCUACGCUGAAGAUCUCCCACUACUACUUAAGGCUAUGCAAGACCCCUUGGGGGCUCCCCUCAUGCUUGAUACGUCAGUAAAUCUUACCGAAAUAAACUACUACUACAUGGAAAACGACGGACCAACCGGACUGACGGAACCCAUUCAACCGGACAUCCAGGAUGCUAUUAUGAACAUCGUUAACCACUUCAACGCCGAGAAAGUUUCAUUGAAACGCCUGAUCUGGGCCCUGGACAUUUCCAUCUGCAAAAUGCUUCGAAUGAAGAACAUAGAAACGAUCUACACCCAGCAGAGGGAUGGUCAACCGAAUACCACUAUCGGUAAGGAGUUGCUCAAAUACUUCUGCGGUUGUUCCGACUCCGAUCUUCCAUCGGUGGUGAUCGGCCCCAUGCAGCAUAUUGUCCAGAACUACAUACCCAGCUCGAGGUUAGCAUUCCUGGACGAGCAGACCGAGCUGCUGCGAAAAGAUUUCCUAGAUCUGCUUGGUAAGGACGGCGUCUUUAUUUACCCAGUGUUCCCGAAUACGGCUCAUCGACAUUUUGAAAUCUUCCAUAAACUGGUCGACACGAGCUACAUGAUGGUGUUCAACACUCUGGGUUUACCUGCCGCGUCUUGUAUGGUGGGGCUAGACCGGAACAAGCUUCCCAUUGGAGUACAGAUCAUUGCUAGUCCCGGUCAGGAUCAUUUGAUUUUCGCAGUGGCACAGGAGUUGGAACGAAAGUAUGGCGGCUGGGUGCCGCCACCGUCACACGGUUAUUCAUGAAACGUACCAUGCGCAGCUCAGUGAUGAAGAGCAAAUUAUAAGUUAACAGUGUGAUUGAAGAUAGGAAGAUUUGUGUAUUUGAUACCGUACUUUAAGAUACUGCAAUUAUGAAUGCAUUCCCUGUAAAUCGAGUGUGUUUGUC